Phytophthora nicotianae INRA-310 is the source of this 120-nucleotide messenger RNA. RefSeq lists its product as hypothetical. The record is from RefSeq and is a predicted model, not a curated record. The transcript has a single exon. Lineage: Eukaryota; Oomycota; Peronosporomycetes; Peronosporales; Peronosporaceae.
UUGGAUCGCGCUAAAUGGAAGUUCAAGUACUCGCCUACGGCGCCGUAUGGAAUCAACGAGUGUUUCCACGUGUGGAGCUUUACGGAUUCGUUGAUCGCUAGUAUCGCUGUGUUGCAGUAG